GUGUGUCCACCUUGUCUGGGUGUGUCCCUGUUAAAGUAGCAGGUACUGCCGCAUUUGCGUCUCUGUCGCUGCUGCUGGAGAGACUUUAACCGCCCGGGAUGGAUCUGUUCAACGUUAAGACGCUUCUGCUUCUGCUCUCUUUUAUUGGAUGCUGUGCGGGGCAGAGCAUUCUGCCGGUCGGUCCGGUAUACGCCACGUUGGGGACAAAUGUGACUUUCCAGACUACUCUGGUUGGCAAAGUGGACUAUCUCGUCAUAGUCUGGAAUUUCAACGGGGUUAAUGUUGCUACACGGACGGCAGGGGGGCUUAAAGUGGGCGCCCAGUACACGGGGAGAGCGGCCAUUAACAAUACCAACGCCUUCUUGUACCUGGGACCCGUGACGGCUGCGGACAACGGACAAUACAGCAUCAGUUUAACAGCAAUGGACGGUACGACGUCAACGGGAGAGACGCAGCUCCAAGUUCUGGAGCCGGUGUCUGGUGUAACCAUCACAUCUAACAUGCCCGAAGCCUUGGAGUCCAACAGCACCGUGGUUCUGAACUGCUUCGCCAAAGGCUCCUUCCUCAAGUUCACCUGGCUCAAUGGCAGCACGCCCAUCGUGGACGGUAAUCGCUUCGCACUGAAACAGAUGGGACAGUCCAGUACUUUGACCAUCACAGAAGUUCUCAGGACGGACCUGGUUGGUCCCAUCUACUGCACAGCUGCUAACCAGCUGCAGAGCCAGAUGAGCGCCCCCUUCAACCUCACCGUCUACUACGGACCCGAAGCAGUCACCAUUACUGCUUCGAACCCGGAUCUUUUCAUCUCGUCCAAUAUCAACUUCACCCUGUCCUGCUCAGCCACCUCCAGUCCGCCCGCCACCUUCACCUGGUACCGUAACCAUCGCAUGAUGGAGAACGCGGGUCCCUUCCUGACUCUGGAAGUCAUAAGAAAACACCGAUUCGGGAGUGAAACGGGAGAAUACAGAUGCAGGGCCCACAACGCAAAGACCGGCCGCAUCGUCCCUUCUCCUGGCAUUUCCUUCGCUGUGAUGGAUACCAUCUCAGGUGCUACAGUCAGCGGCCCGACCUCUGUCCUCAUUGCCGGCAACAGCACCGCCAACCUCAGUUGCCAGGCGGCGAACGGCACCGUGACGGCCAUAACCUGGCACAAAGACGGCCUACGCCUGUCUGCCGGCGGCCGCCUGGCGUUCUUCGCCAACAUGAGCUCCAUGACGAUCAGCCCGCUGCAGCAAGAGGACAACGGCGAGUACCGGUGUCAGCUCACAAACCCCAUCCACAAAGCCGAAGCCUUCUACAAGCUGGUGGUCAACUUCGGUCCUGAAAAAGCGGAGGUGAAAGGUAAAAAGGCCGUUGAGGUGGACAACAAGGUGGAGCUCACCUGCUUUGCUGACUCCAUCCCCCAAGCCAACUUUACCUGGAAGUUUAACGGCACAGAUACCGGUGUCAAAGGGGCCCGUUUUACGAUCGAGAUGGCUACUGUCAAGGACAUCGGAAUGUACACAUGCGAGGCGAACAACGCCGUCACUGGCAGGACCGCCACGUACACCCACAGCCUGGACGUCAAAGCCAAAGGAACGUUGCCGGUCGAUCAGGAAGGUCUCUCAGACGGAGCCAUCGCUGGAAUCGUCAUCGGCGUCCUCAUCGCUCUUGCCGUCGCCAUCGGCCUGAUCGUGUACUGCAGACAGAAAGUACCGGUCGAGUCACCGUACUGAAGAAGUCCCCCCUCCGCACGCUGCUGGAGAACCAAUCCGACCGAUUUGUUUCCCACGAUCCAUCUGUGCAGCCUGCGGAGGAGGAGCGUGCGGUUGGAUCCGGCUCGGUUUUCCGGUGAAGCCCUCGCCAAAACCAGAUUUCCCCGUCAUCAUCCCUCCCUCUCUUGCUCUAUCUCGCCGACGAGGACAGAGGAAACAUCGGUCGAACCCAAACGAUGGAUCCUAUCAGUUUGGAUUAUUAGCCGGAAUCAUGUCUUGUCUUUUUUGACUUUCAUCUUGGCCAUAAAUUCGUCCGCCAUCACUGGAUUGUCACCCGCCCUUCUCUUCUUCUCUUAACGACCUGGUGUUAACGAACGUCAUCCUUUACCUUUUUUUGUCUCGCUCGCCGCUUCCUUUAGGAAACCAAAAACGCAGAGAAAGCCCCGUGCCAGAGACGUUUCCUGCACUGAAGCUGAUGGACUGACGGUUACGAUGACUGACUCUCUUUAUCCUGCUGGAAACCUGAGGAGGACACACACACACACACACACACACACACACACACACACACACAGAGGCCACACACGAAGACAU
Molecule: messenger RNA, 2288 nt
Organism: Perca flavescens (yellow perch)
Lineage: Eukaryota; Metazoa; Chordata; Actinopteri; Perciformes; Percidae
Product: carcinoembryonic antigen-related cell adhesion molecule 20
Exons: 10
Coding region: 99-1715 (538 amino acids)
Source: RefSeq, a predicted model, not a curated record